Aricia agestis (brown argus) is the source of this 1726-nucleotide messenger RNA. RefSeq names its product synaptic vesicle glycoprotein 2A-like. Gene Ontology annotation, molecular function: transmembrane transporter activity. The transcript has 10 exons. Gene Ontology annotation, cellular component: membrane. The coding region runs from base 60 to 1643 and encodes 527 amino acids. Gene Ontology annotation, biological process: transmembrane transport. NCBI's taxonomy places the organism in Eukaryota, Metazoa, Arthropoda, Insecta, Lepidoptera, Lycaenidae. The record is from RefSeq and is a predicted model, not a curated record.
ACGCAGUGUCGUGAGAAUGGUACCCGACGAUAGGGACUACAUGGGUACCCGGUACUAACAUGGUGAAAGCCUGCGAGCCCCAAGCGGGGGAGGAGAUCCCCCAUGACCACCUCUACAUGGUCACCGGCCUGUCCUCCAACAACUUGGACAAGUUGGCACAAGUUCCCCUUCCAGAGCCCGAGGCGGACUUCGAAGCGGCGAUCGAGGCGACAGGGUAUGGUCGGUUCAACGCGCUGCUAAUGCUGUGCUGCCUCCCGGCCUUCUGGAGCGCGGUGUCCGUCACAAGCGCGCCCUCCUACAUCUUCACCCAGGCCGUCUGCGACAUGAACCUGAGGUUGCUGGACAUGGGCACCAUCAACGCUAUUACUUAUGGAGGUAUGAUAGCAUCGGCCAUGGUGUGGGGUUUCCUCUCCGACUCACUCGGACGUCGCAAAUUCCUCAUCUGGGGAUUCUUCGCGUCCGGCGUGAUCGAGCUGACAGCCUCCAUGAGUCAGAGCUUCACCAUGCUGCUCAUCACACGAUUCACCAGUGGAUUCAUCUUCAACGGUCCAUUCGCCGUGCUGAUAUCGUACAUAGCGGAGUUGCACCGCACGUCCCUGCGUGCUCGCGUCAUCCUGCUCACCAGCCUGUUCUACACCAUCGCCAACGUGACGCUGCCGCUGCUGGCCUGGGGCAUCCUCGUCAAUAAAUGGGAUGUGCCCGUUGGAAGCAUCUUUGUGAUUCACUCCUGGAACUUCUUUCUCCUGGCGACUGCGUUGGUUCCCCUCAUAACUGGCGCAGCAUUUGUCUUUCUCCCCGAGAGCCCCAAGUUCCUCAUGUCCAGGGGUAGGAACGAGGAGGCGAUGGAGGUUUUCCGCAAAAUGUACACCAUGAAUACUGGACUGCCACCAGAUACAUUCCCAAUCAAGACUUUGGUCAAGGAAAAGUCGGAACAGUUGGAGCAAGGCGUGAAGGCGCUCAAAGGAGGCAUGGCGCAAACAGCCCCCUUGUUCAAACCACCGUACCUGGCCUAUCUGAUCCUCAUAUGUGGAGCACACAUUGGCUGCAUGUUUGGAUCCAACACUAUCCGACUCUGGUAUCCCCAACUAGCAGCCAUGAUGGGAACUCAUGCGAAUGAGAGUUUAUGCUCUGCCAUCGCACCAUUGCCAGUUGUUGAGGAGGAGGCGUUGUCAUGUGCCCCCAUACAGACAGAUAUGCUGACGUAUUUGCAGAGCUCCAUAGUAGGAGCUGGGUCGGUGCUCACUUACAGCAUUGGCGGAGCGUUGGUGAAUAGAUGCGGUAAGAAGCUGGUGGCCGGUAUCUGCGGUCUGCUUGGGGCUGUGGUUAUCAUCCUCAUGCCGGUGCUGGGCAACAGCGCGGGCGCCGUGGUGGUGAUGGUGACGGUGGGACUCGCCUUCAACUCUUUGUCUGGGGCGUCGUUGUCGAGCAUCGUUGUGGAUCUCUUCCCUACGUCGCUCAGAGUGAUGGCGAUGGCUACGUUCCUGAUGUGCGGGCGGCUGGGCACCAUCUCCGGCACCGUCAUCUUCCCCGCACUCAUAGACUAUGGAUGUCUGCCGCCUUUUAUCGUCGUUGGAGUGGUUUUAGGAGCCUGCGGAGUCGCCUGCUUCUUCCUCCCAAACACGAAUUUGAAAAGACUAGAAUAGAUUUGUGUGUUUGUGUAUUUUGUAUAUUUGUACAUAGUCGUGACGUCGGUAGGUUUUGUAAAUAAAACAUACUAAUAAAAAUA